Molecule: messenger RNA, 219 nt
Organism: Dentiscutata heterogama
Lineage: Eukaryota; Fungi; Glomeromycota; Glomeromycetes; Diversisporales; Gigasporaceae
Source: the annotation of a GenBank genome assembly
AUGCAAGGCACAUAUCAUGAUAUUUUAAAAAUAUUGGAAGCGGCCAAUCAAUUUAACCUAAAGCUAAAAAGGUUUAAUCUUUGCAAAUCAUCUAUGCAGGUCUCAAAACCUUUGCGUUCUUGUAUAGAGGAAGAUGAUAAUGCCACAAUCUUGAAAGAAUCAUUAGAUUACUUAUUUCAAAAAAUAGGUCAAAGAUUUAGCAUUCCUACUAUCUUUUGA